ACGUCAUCCCGUCGCUUGGCGCACAGAGAGGUGAGGAAGAGGAUGAAGAUCUGCUGAUCAGCCAAUCUGCAGCCGGGCUGUCCUCCUCGCUGCGGCGUUUCUCCGCAUCCCUCCAUCUUCCAGCAGCGAUGCUCCCGCAGCCUCCGCCCCGCCUCCAGGCUCCGUGUGCGGGCAGGCUGUAGCUCCGCGGCUCGGUGCGCGUCCUCGUCAUGGUGCAGAAGUCCCGGAACGGCGGGGUGUUCCCCGGAGCGCAGGCCGAGCAGAAGAAGCUGAAAGUGGGCUUCGUGGGCCUGGAGUCCGGCGGGACGGAGUCCAGCAGGGACGGAGCGCUGCUCAUCGCAGGUAGUGAUGAAGGUCCUCGGCGUCAGCGCAGCAGCGUGUCUGGAGGAAAGAAACCUCCUAAAAGAAACGCCCUCUACAGGCGGCUGCAGAACUUCCUGUACAACGUCCUGGAGAGACCUCGAGGAUGGGCCUUCAUCUACCACGCCUAUGUGUUCCUGCUGGUGUUCUCCUGCCUGGUUCUGUCUGUGUUCUCCACCAUCAGAGAGUAUGAGAAGAGUUCUGAGGAUGCCCUCUACAUCCUGGAGGUGGUGACCAUCGUGGUGUUUGGGGUGGAGUACAUGGUGAGGAUAUGGGCUGCAGGUUGCUGCUGCCGCUACCGAGGAUGGAGAGGAAGACUGAAGUUCGCCAGAAAACCGUUCUGUGUCAUCGACAUCAUGGUGCUCAUAGCCUCAAUCUCAGUCCUGGCUGCCGGGACUCAAGGAAACGUCUUUGCCACGUCUGCCAUCAGGUCCCUGCGGUUCCUGCAGAUCCUCCGGAUGAUCCGAAUGGAUCGACGUGGAGGAACCUGGAAGCUGCUAGGAUCAGUUGUCUACGCCCACAGCAAGGAGCUGAUCACUGCCUGGUACAUCGGCUUCCUGUGCCUCAUCCUGGCUAGUUUCCUGGUGUAUUUGGCAGAGAAAGAAGACAACGAGCAGUUUGAGACCUACGCUGAUGCCCUCUGGUGGGGACUGAUAACCUUGACAACCAUCGGAUAUGGAGACAAGUUUCCUGUCACCUGGAAUGGACGUCUGCUGGCUGCGACAUUUACUCUGAUUGGGGUUUCCUUCUUUGCUCUACCAGCUGGAAUUCUGGGCUCUGGAUUUGCUCUGAAGGUUCAGGAGCAACACCGACAGAAACACUUUGAGAAAAGACGGAACCCUGCAGCUGGACUCAUACAGGCCGCCUGGAGGGUCUAUGCCACGAAUCUGAGUCGAACUGACCUGACUUCCACCUGGGACUACUAUGAGAGGACGGUGUCUGUCCCUAUGUACAGGCUGAUUCCUCCACUCAACCAGCUGGACUUACUGAGGAACCUCAAGAACAAAUCCGGACUUUCCUUUAGAAAGGACGUCCAGCCUGAACCAUCACCAAGUCAGAAAGUCAGCUUGAAAGAGAGAGUCUUCUCCUCUCCCCGCAGCUCAGGAACCAAAGGGAAAAGUUCUCCUCAGCACGUUGUUCCUCCAGGUAGUGUUGGUCCUGGAGUGGGAGUUGGUCCUGGUACUCCUGGAGGGGUUCAAGCUUUGCGGAGGUCUCCCAGCAUGGAACCCAGUCUCGAUGAGAGUCCUAGCAAGGUUCCAAAGAGUUGGAGCUUCGGAGAACGCAGCCGAACCAGGCAGGCCUUCAGGAUCCGAGGAGCAGCAUCUCGCCAGAACUCUGAAGUGCUGAUAGAGAUGCAGGAUGAAGAGUUCAGACACAAGAGCUCACCAGAUGCCAGUCUGCCAGGUGAAGACAUAGCCGACGACAACAAGAGCUGCCACUGUGAGUUCGUCCCUCAGGACCUUACGCCAGGGUUAAAGGUCACCAUCAGAGCCAUCUGCAUCAUGCGCUUCAUGGUAUCUAAGAGGAAGUUUAAAGAGAGCCUUCGACCGUAUGAUGUCAUGGACGUGAUUGAGCAGUACUCAGCUGGACACCUGGACAUGCUUGCCCGCAUUAAGAACCUUCAGUCCAGGGUUGAUCAGAUCGUAGGGAGAGGAACACCAAUUGCAGAUAAAGACCGUCCUAAAGCAGGUGGUGAGGAGUCACCAGAGGACCCGAGCAUGAUGGGACGUCUGGGGAAGGUUGAAAAACAGGUCCUGUCCAUGGAGAGGAAACUGGACUUUCUGGUAAAUAUCUACAUUCAGCGAAUGGGAAUCCCCCAGGCAGAGACGGAUGCCUACUUUGGAUCCAAGGAACCGGACCCAGCGCCGCCUUACCACAGUCCAGUGGACCUGCAUGAGAAGAGUCAGUCCAUCUCCAAGAUCCUGCAGGUGUUGCCUGGCGAUCACAUGGAGAGGACUCGCUUUGUGACUAAAAUGGUGCGCUCCAACAGCUCCACUGGUCACAGGAACUACGCUGCCCCCACCUGCCCUCCCUCCACCUCUUGGCAGCCAAUCAGCUCCCAGCUCCACCAGCAGGGACAGCCCAGCCACGGCAAUACUCCAAGCCCAGUGGGAGAUGCCUCCCUGGUUCGCCUCCCCCCUCCUCCACCUGGAGAGAGACACGGCGGGAACCGAUCGAACCGGCACAGCGCCGCAGAUCGAGGGGGGUCCGAGAGGCCCGAGAAGAGCGGGGAGGGUGCUAAUGGGACAGGAGGAGGAGACGAGGUGAAGCCCGAGAGUGACACUUCCAUCUCCAUCCCGUCGGUGGACCAUGAGGAGCUGGAGCGCUCCUUCAGCGGCUUCUCCAUCUCACAGUCCAGAGAGAACCUUGACUUCCUAAACAAUGGCUUCUACCCAUCGGCUAGCCUGGGGGAGCAGCAGGGUGGUGGAGGCUCUGCCCGCUGUGCCACCGUCCGACCCUACAUCGCAGAGGGGGAGUCUGACUCCGACUCGGAGCUCUGUGCUCCCUCUCCACACUCAGACCGGGCCUGGACCGGCACCAAGUAGGACUGAAGUACUCCAGAACUGAACCAGUAGGUCUGGUUUGUAAAAUGCAACAAAUACGUCUGAACUGACACUUUAAACACCAGCUGGGGGCUCGGAGUGAAGCAUUGUGGGAACUGAUGGUGGUCUGAUGACGUCACUGACAAGUUUGCACCUGAUCGAUUCCCUGCUCACCAAUCGGACUCACGUUUCACAAACACCUGCAUGACCGACCUGAAAUGUAUGGCCGAGGUUACCAUGCCAGCUACACCGUCUGUAUCGCAGAGUCCGGCCAGACCCGCUCCAGAACCCGGGUCCAUCAGAACCCGUACCAUUAAUGCUGGAACCUUUUUACACAGAGGGGUACAAGGACCAGAAUCCUUUAGAAUCUGGACCUCAGCAAUGUUCACAUGUGCAGGGAAGUCAAGUGGUCCUGAAAUAAUCACAGUAAGGUUUUAUUUCUAUGAUUUGUUUGCUGAACACGUUCUGUCUCCUGGGAGGGAUUUCUGCUCUCUGACCAGGAACAUCCACCAGAACACGAGAGUUUGCACACUUCCCACUACUGUUCAGGGGUCCAGAACGGUUCCCUCAUGGUUCCCUCUGAUGAUGCUGACCAGAAUGUCUUUUUGGCUCUGUUCCCUUUUUUCCAUUAAAUUGAAUAAAUGUUGACCUUCAGAGUUCAUCUCU
Molecule: messenger RNA, 3569 nt
Organism: Fundulus heteroclitus (mummichog)
Lineage: Eukaryota; Metazoa; Chordata; Actinopteri; Cyprinodontiformes; Fundulidae
Gene: kcnq2b
Product: potassium voltage-gated channel subfamily KQT member 2
Exons: 19
Coding region: 210-2906 (898 amino acids)
Biological process (GO): transmembrane transport; potassium ion transport
Cellular component (GO): membrane
Molecular function (GO): voltage-gated potassium channel activity
Source: RefSeq, a predicted model, not a curated record